AUGGCGUCGCCCAAGAAGAAGAAGGAGCCCCAGAAGCCUCGUCAGCCUUCGUCUGCCAAACGCCCCAGAGCUGCGUCGUCGUCUUCUCCGAAGGCCCCCAAGCGCAAGCGGGCGACUGCCGCGGGGCGAGAGCUCGUGACGCCCGACGUCUGGUUCUCGCGUGCUGUCGCCGACUCUCUAGUGAUGCCCCGCGCGCCCAUCAAGCGACCCAAGCCCAAGCCGCGUAAGCGCAAGCCUCGCCAGCGACAGCGUCAUCGAGAAGAGGGGAAAGGGGCGGCAAGGGUGAAGCGCUCCUGCGUGCUCGCCGAACUCAAGAUCACGGCGCCGCUCCUUACUUGCAUGGCGGAGGCUCCUCUUGAGGAGGUGAAGAGGCAGAAGGAGCAGCAGCAACAGCAACUAUCGAAAGCUGCGUUGCAGUCCAAGGCAGCCUCGACGGAGACCGAGCAAACGUCCCUGAUGGAUCUGACGUUCUCGGCCAAUAGAGCGUACAACCGGUUUGUCUUCCUCUCGUGCGAGGGCCUGUCAAACCCGGCAUUCCAAGACGCCAUGACGGCCGUGCUGGCCUCGAGGACCCAGCUCUUCCGCAUGAGGAUGGAAGGCGAGAAGACGACGUUUCCGGUGCUCGGCUUCCGCAGCGAGCGUGCGAGCAGUAACUCGAUCGCCGUUCGUACUACGAAGGUUCGCGGUUUUGGGUUGGUCGACGAUGGCGGCAAACACUGUUCAAUUAGUUUCUUCGGUGCAGCACUGGGCAAGGGCGUCCGCAUGAGCCACGCAGUUCCGACUCCCGAGAACUCGGCCCCCCUCAUCCGUGUGCGCGGGGGCAAGCAUUGUACCUCGCGUUCUCCACGCACAAGGUGA
Messenger RNA from Phytophthora sojae, 858 nucleotides. RefSeq lists its product as hypothetical. The coding region runs from base 1 to 858 and encodes 285 amino acids. The transcript is spliced from 5 exons. The record is from RefSeq and is a predicted model, not a curated record. NCBI's taxonomy places the organism in Eukaryota, Oomycota, Peronosporomycetes, Peronosporales, Peronosporaceae.